Pseudovirgaria hyperparasitica is the source of this 2847-nucleotide messenger RNA. RefSeq lists its product as uncharacterized. Lineage: Eukaryota; Fungi; Ascomycota; Dothideomycetes; Acrospermales; Acrospermaceae. The record is from RefSeq and is a predicted model, not a curated record. The transcript is spliced from 6 exons. Gene Ontology annotation, cellular component: U2-type catalytic step 2 spliceosome; U2-type catalytic step 1 spliceosome; Prp19 complex. The coding region runs from base 373 to 2541 and encodes 722 amino acids. Gene Ontology annotation, molecular function: pre-mRNA binding; U6 snRNA binding.
GACUUGCAAUCUACUUUCUCGCGCGCACAAUUCUCUUUACAGCUCUUCUACUCCCAGAACCCGUAGUACCUUUGCGCACUCAGUAUCAUUGCAUCUUGGAAGAUCCUAGGUGCUCAUACUUUACAUUUGCGCCACCUACAGAGUCUUCAGAUCUUGCAGAUCGUCCAGCUCUGUGAUAUCCCGUCAAUACUGCACCUGCUGUCGUACAUCGUAUCGUUGAACUAGACCUCUUCAGAGGAGUAGCUGAGCUAUCAGGUAUUGCAGAAGUGCCUUCGACAACCACGUCAUCCACUUCUCUUUUUCUGUUAUAUCUGGUACAUACUGAAAGGCAAGACCAUCGCAGCGUACUUCGCGCAGUAGAAACUAGCAGCCAUGUCGGCCGUGGAACCAUUAGACGGACUUCUUCAACACUUACAGACAUUGAAACCACCUGGGGCAUCACCAGCCAAGAUUCAGGAGAUCACCACACUUUGUGUCGAAAACAUACAGCUCGAAGCGACAGUCGUUCAGAAAAUCUUCAUUCAAUUCAAACAGGCACCCGUAACACAUAAACUUGGAGUUCUAUAUGUCGUUGAUUCCGUGACCAGACAAUGGAUGGGAAGAGCCACACAAAGCGGACAGAAACUCGUCGGUCCAACAUCGCCUCAAGGCACUUUUGCUAGUGGCGUACAUAAAAUGACGGAGAUAAUUCCCAUGAUGAUGAGCGAGCUUCUCUCACACUAUCCGCCAGAUCAAAAGAAGAAAAUCGAAAAGCUGGUUGAUAUAUGGGACCAAAGCACCGUAUUACCAAAGUCAACUAUCCAAGACUUCCGGAGCAAGCUUAACCCUCCUGCCACUCCCAGUAUUCCAUUAUCAAAUAUUCCUGGAUCUAUUGGGCCGAUCUCACAGUACACACCUCAGGAUCAAUCUGUUCCAAGUACAACAAUUGACACAAGCAGUAUUAUUGCGGCGCUGUCGUCGUUGGGUAAGCAGCCAGGACCAGCCAAUGGAACUAACCAACAACAGACUCCUCCUCCACAACCUGGACAAUCAAAUCUAGCGAGUCUGCCGCUUGGUGUUCCAACUCAGUCUGUAAUUCCGCAGAAUGUAGCUUCGUCGGCACAAAACUUUGCCACGUACGGUACAGUGGGUAAUGGAUUUGGAGGGCAUGCAAACAAUGGUGCUUUGUCGUUUGCCCCUUCGGGUAAUAUGCACACAAAUCCUGUAGUAUCCCAAACUGCGCAGCCAUCACAACCACCACAGUCAGAUCUGUCGAGCAAUCCCAUGGCCGUGCAAGUCCUUCAAGGCGCACUGGGUGGAACAAUGCAGCUUGAACAAGCAUCUGAACUGUUGAAAUUAUUAGGCUUUCCUGAGCAGGCCGGCCAAGUUCUUCAGUUGAAGGCAUAUCUGCCUCAGGCCCACAUAUCGCAACAGGUGGUCCCGUCGGCACCUUCAUCCGUAGUACCCACAUCCAAUGUGCAACUUGAUAACUUCUCGAACGGUCAAGACCAAAGUAGGCAGAUAGGACACGGAGAUCCCCGUGAGUAUCAGUCGCGAUAUCGCAGUCGGUCACCAGAUCGCGGAAAUCGUCGGGCUAGUCCAUAUAACCGUCGAGAGUCUCCAACAUAUGGGACGUAUGAUCCGUCGCAAUCAGCAGAAUCUGGUAAUGCGGGCCAUGAUGGUAGUCGAGGGGAAAGGGCAGGUCGUGCCCGUGGAAAUGAGUAUAGGCAACGUAGCCCACCAGCCCAACGGCGCCCAGAAGGCGGUCCGAGUAGCAAUGAUGGAUCUCGGAGCUCCCAGAGAAACGUUGAGUUCGAUCCUUCUCUUCGUAGUGGUACCAUUCGAGUCCUCAGCAGGACAUUAUUCGUCGGUGGUGUAGCUGCAUCUGAAGACGAUCUUCGAAAAAUAUUUGGCCAGUUCGGUGCUGUACAGACUUGCGUGGUCAACAAGGAUAAGCGACACGCCUUCGUCAAAAUGUACUGGCGCAAUGAUGCUGUAGCUGCCAAGCGUGGCAUGGAGACCCUUCAGGACGAACGGGUCCGCUCGACUCGUUGGGGCGUAGGCUUUGGACCGCGUGAAUGUAGCGACUAUACGACUGGAGUGAGCGUGAUCCCGAUUGACGCCUUGACGGAAGCGGAUCGGAAAUGGGUUGUUACCGCGGAGAAUGGGGGCACCGGUGGAGCACCAAUUGAAAGUGGCCUGGUGAUAGAAGAGCCUGACAUUGAAAUUGGGGCUGGCGUUUCAUCGAAGGCCAUCAGCCGUCGCAUGGGACCCGAACAUGCAGGAAACAUGAACAACAAUAACAAUCGCGGUCGCGGCAACUUCGGAGGGAAUCGCGGAGGGAACCGUGGAAAGCAUCAUAACAAUGACAAUGCACGAGGUAGGAACCAGGAUCGCCAGCAGAGUCAACAUAAUCAUCUCCAACAAUCACAGCCACAACAACAUCAACAGGCCCCUCGACGUCCGGCUUCGCCACGACAAGAACCUAAUACUAUUGGAGUGCCCCCACCGGUUCCUGGCUUUGGCUUCCAAUUGCCAGGAUUUCCGGCGAAUUUCGGUUGAAGCAUCUCGUAUGCCCAUACCGAUAUUAAUCUAGAACGAUUUUGAGCAACGCGAAGCAGCUAAUACCGUCGAGUCAACGGGCCACUUGAUAGUUUCAUGGAAGGUGGUGCGCAUCCUGCCGGCUCUUGCAUCGAGCGUCCGAUCGCAACAGUAGCAUGUAUAAUGGCCAAUUUGGAUUACAUGAGACUCAAGAUUGCAUAUAUGUAUUGCGGGUUGACACAAUUGAUAGUCACACCCAUCUGGCAAACAUUGCUGUAGCACAGUAAAAGUAUUCGAGCGUAUAGUCGUCGUGAACCCUGAGGUAUA